Messenger RNA from Monodelphis domestica (gray short-tailed opossum), 564 nucleotides. It is a transcript of the gene SCGB3A1, whose product is annotated as secretoglobin family 3A member 1. Lineage: Eukaryota; Metazoa; Chordata; Mammalia; Didelphimorphia; Didelphidae. The record is from RefSeq and is a predicted model, not a curated record. Gene Ontology annotation, biological process: positive regulation of myoblast fusion.
CUCUAUAAAUCUGAGGAACAUAAGGGGAGCCCAACAGAGACUCCAAGAAGGGCUGUAGACUGAAGCCAGCCUUCUGCCUUCUCUUCUCCAGGAUGAAGCUGACCAUGGGCUUUCUGAUGGCUGCCUUGACUCUGUGUGGUAGCUCAGCUUUCGCCUUCUUUCUGGAUUCUCCAAUCAAACCCCCGAUCCAACCUACUGAGAUCCAGAACUCCAUUGCCAAGCCUGUAGUGGAAUCGGUGCCUAACCCGGUGUUGGGCAACUUUAGUCUGCUCAAAUUAAUCUUGAGAGGCCUGGGGAUUCCUGUAGACCACCUGGUAGAAGGGUCCAGAAAGUGUGUGGAGGAGCUGGGAUCUGAUUCUGUGGGAGCCGUGAAGAACUUGCUGGGUGCCCUGACAUAUCUUGGUUGAGUUGCAGCUGGACUGAAGCAAUCUCAGGAUCACAGAGAAGAGGAUGCCCAAGCAUGAGGCCUGACAGACACGUUUACAACCUCUAGGGAGCUGUGCAAACCUCUUGUAGGAUGGGCACUUGAAUUGUUUUUAUCCUUUUUAAUAAAUCGAGUUCAAA